Molecule: messenger RNA, 2181 nt
Organism: Silurus meridionalis
Lineage: Eukaryota; Metazoa; Chordata; Actinopteri; Siluriformes; Siluridae
Gene: fgf8a
Product: fibroblast growth factor 8a
Exons: 5
Coding region: 758-1390 (210 amino acids)
Biological process (GO): positive regulation of protein phosphorylation; positive regulation of cell population proliferation; heart morphogenesis
Cellular component (GO): cytoplasm
Molecular function (GO): growth factor activity; type 2 fibroblast growth factor receptor binding; type 1 fibroblast growth factor receptor binding
Source: RefSeq, a predicted model, not a curated record
GAGCGGGGUUGACAUUGGAGCCUGCAUGGGAAUGGGAGAAGAGGAGGGGAUAAGAGAGGCUGCUCAGUCCAGCAGCACUGUGUCCUGAAAGACAUCAUCAUCACUAUCAUCAUCAUCUUUCUCACUAUUCUCAUCUCCCCAGCAGCAGCAGCAGCAGUAGCAGUAGUUGUAGUAGUAGAGGUGUGGGAUGCAUCGUCCUGAUUCCACACACUGACACCCAAACGGGACUUGGAAGAAAACGUCAGGGGAGACAUCUCUGGAAAUACACACAGCCACCAUUAUUUUGCUGUCAUUUUUAUUUUUUUUAAAUGGACAACAUGACUCAAUUCGUUUUAAUUUAGUUCAUUUUCAUUGAAAUAUAUGAUUCUAAAUGUGUUUUUUUAUUAUAACCUGGGAAGCAUAUAACGCACGGACUCGAUCGUUUCGUUCUUGUUUUCUUUUAUUAAGUGCACUUCAGUCUUUCUUACUGAGCAGAAAAUUGACCGCUGUGGGUUCGGGGUUAAUCUCAAACCUGCACCGAGUGCUCGUGUGCUGAGACGUCCUUCAUAUUUUGGAUUUUUUUUGUCCUCUUCUACAACUGAGCAGACUUUACAGAUUGAUCCUGAUCGCAUCCUCGUCUUCAUCCUUUUGGAUGUCCAACAAGAUUAAGCUUUUCAGGGACAGGACGCUGUCCAUUUCCACUGGAAGACCCUGAGCUGUUAUCUCUUCAAAAUCAGACGCUAAUUUGGUCUACUAACUUUUAUCUACGAGGUCAACAAUGAGAUUAAUUCCGUCGCGAUUAAGUUAUCUGUUCCUUCAUCUAUUUGCAUUUUGCUACUAUGCUCAGGUAACAAUUCAGUCCCCGCCUAAUUUUACACAGCAUGUGAAUGAGCAGAGUAGGGUGACGGACCGGGUCAGCCGCAGACUCAUCCGGACCUACCAGCUUUACAGCAGAACGAGUGGCAAACAUGUCCAGGUCUUGGCCAACAAAAAAAUCAACGCCAUGGCCGAGGACGGAGACGUGCACGCAAAACUAAUUGUGGAGACAGACACAUUCGGCAGUCGGGUUCGAAUUAAAGGAGCUGAGACAGGAUUCUACAUCUGCAUGAAUAGGAGGGGAAAGUUGAUUGGCAAGAGGAAUGGUCAGGGGAAAGACUGCAUUUUCACAGAGAUAGUGUUGGAGAAUAACUACACGGCUCUUCAGAAUGUAAAGUAUGAGGGCUGGUACAUGGCGUUUACACGCAAAGGAAGACCCCGCAAGGGCUCCAAAACCAGGCAACACCAGCGGGAAGUCCACUUCAUGAAGCGAAUGCCCAAAGGACACCACAUCGCAGAGCACAGACCCUUUGAUUUCAUCAACUACCCUUUCAACAGACGGACUAAGCGCACCCGUUACUCAGGAGAGCGCUGAAGAGUGAUGCAGGAGAAAGAAAGGGGGACUAGUUAAUGAGCAAGAAAAAAAAUACCAUCUCAGAUAAUGAACAGAAUCCUCUUAUGGACUCCUAAAAUCAUUUUUGUACUGAGCAUUAAUAUGCGUAACAUAUAGUUUUCUAAAUAAUUUUCUAGAAAAGAAAAACACAUGCUGGAAAAAAUAUACCUGGAAAAAGUUCUAUUUUUGUACUCCAGACUUUUAGUACUGACUUGUGUAAAAAUGUUAGGAAAGUGAAGCACAUGGCUUGAGAUACAUGUGAGACAUCACAUUUUAGUAGUGUGUGGACUUCACCAUCUCAUUGUUUGAUUUUGUUUUGUCAGUUUUAGAGUAAUUUAUACUCUUCAUAUUGCUGCUCAUGGGGACUUGGAGGGCCUGAGAGAAUGCACUGACAAAAAAAAAAAAAAAAAAAGCUGUAUUUAGUUACAUGUACAGCCAAGGCACCUCUCGACCACCCAAUGAUAAGACACCCAGCUCAUCUGAAUAACCUCUGUGGCUCUUGGUUCUGGAUUGUCCAAAAGAUAAACAAAGUUAAAGCAAACACAGCUUUAAAUCCGUAUAUUAUUGUGGCAGCUACAUUUUGAUAAUCAACACUUUUCCUACCAUAGUUCUAUCUGUUGAGGUGUGUUCAAGGUGUAUAAAUGCAUUGUUAUGAAAUGUAGGGGGGAAAAAACGUUUGUUGUGUCAUUGUGUCUCUGUUUUUAUACAUAUAUAAAUAUAUUUUUAUUUGAGGAUGUGUAAAAUAAUUUUAAUGAUGGAAAUAUUUAUUUAAA